CCAUCGUGGUGUGUGCGGUGGCCUCCCUUCCUCACCAUGUCUUUUCACAAGACUUUCAGGAUCAGGCUAUUACUGGCAAAGAAACAGAAGCAAAAUCAGCCCAUUCCCCAGCGGACUCAGAUAAAAACUGGUAAGAAAAUCAGGUACAACUCCAAGAGGAGACACUGGAGAAGAACCACACGGGGUCUAUAA
Molecule: messenger RNA, 192 nt
Organism: Cynocephalus volans (Philippine flying lemur)
Lineage: Eukaryota; Metazoa; Chordata; Mammalia; Dermoptera; Cynocephalidae
Product: large ribosomal subunit protein eL39-like
Exons: 1
Coding region: 37-192 (51 amino acids)
Biological process (GO): translation
Cellular component (GO): cytosolic large ribosomal subunit; ribosome
Molecular function (GO): structural constituent of ribosome
Source: RefSeq, a predicted model, not a curated record